AGUCUAAGCACGAAUGGUGCGUGGCGAGUCAUAUGGCCUUUCUUGCAUCGUUAUCAUACUAAUUUGUCAUUACACUGAGGGUCUGAGUGUAAGCCGUACAAAUUUUAAUUAGGAAUUUAGGCAAAAAAUGAUUAAUUUACUUAAAAAGUACGACGCGUACAGCAAACAUGUAGGAGUUGAGAAUUGACUGUUUCUUCACACAGCAGUAGAGUCAUCUCAAACUGGAGCUUCAAUAUAACACAAGCAGCAUGUAAUGAGGAUGUAUCGCAUUAUGCACGCAGGGCACUACACAGGCAUAAUCUUUACUUCUUGUAUACCCACGGGCGAGCAAGCGUGAAGGCGCAAAGUACUGCCGUCAAAAUGGCCAUAUGGACGGGUAGACGUCGCAAAUCCUCCAUGUUCAAAUCUGCUAUUUGUGGGACUUAUAUUUGUAUAGUGAUUGUUUAUGCUUCGGUGCUUAUUCUUUACGGAUUUAUCGAUCAAAUCGUGAAAUUCAGCGACGGGGGCGAGUAUGUUGUGGCAAGAAAACGACUGGUUCAAGAGACUACGGUUGGAACUCAGGAGAUGCUCAAUGUAACGGGAUCUACAUCUCCAACAGUAACAGAUGACAGUUUAGAGUUGAUAGACAAUUGUACAACACCUUCCAUUGACAACUUUCCAUCAGGAUUAUUCAGCUUAGACUCACUUCGUCGAGGCGCCUUGUCUAUAAACGUUAUUGCAGUCGUUUAUAUUUUUGGCGCACUUGCAAUUGUAUGUGACAGUUACUUCAUGCCUGCCUUGGAAAUCAUAUGUUCAGUUCUUAAUCUAUCUGAGGAUGUCGCGGGAGCAACUUUUAUGGCUAUUGGAGGAUCAGCCCCAGAGCUAUUUACAUCUGUCAUUGGUGUGUUUAUCAGUAAAGGAGAUAUUGGAGUUGGGACCAUCUUGGGCUCAGCUGUCUUCAAUGUUCUCUUUGUGAUUGGUCUGUGUGGACUGCUUGCUGGUAAGGCAUUUGAUCUCUCAUGUUGGCCAUUAACCAGGGAUUCAUGUUGUUAUAUUAUCUCAAUUCUUGCACUUGUCUUUGUCGUGGCGGAUGGUUUGGUCGUGUGGUCUGAAUCUUUGGUUCUUCUAAUCCUAUACGCUCUGUACAUUACCCUGAUGUACUUUAACCCACCGACUGAGCGUUAUGUAAAUCGUAAGAUGUCUACCUGUAGAUGUAAGAAACUUGUAGGUGUAGAUGGAAGACGAGGAGUAACGGGGGAACCAAGAGGAGACUUUACGGAGCUUGCUAAUUUAAUGGAAGAGGGGGAGGAGUCUGAUGAGGAUGAGGAGGAGGAGGUUGCUCUUCAUAUGGUCAAUGGAAAUGGAAGUCUUAAGAAAGAAGAUAAAAAGGAAAGAAGUCAAACUAGAGACGAGGGAACAUUUAGACAAGGUGAAGAUGAAGAUGAAGAAGAUCCAAAGUCACCUCUUGAGAUUCCCAAAGGAUGUCUUCAAAUAUUCAGCUGGAGUUUAACAUUACCAGCCCUACUGCUAUUCUACGUCACUAUUCCUGAUUGUAGAAAGAAGGCAUGGGCGAGGUGGUACCCCGUCACAUUCUUGGUUGCUCUUGCGUGGAUUGCUGGAUUGACAUACGUUUUGGUUUGGAUGGUCACUAUUGUAGGAUUCGUUCUCGAGAUAUCAGACACAGUGAUGGGUUUGACUUUACUAGCAGCUGGUUCCAGUGUUCCUGAUCUCAUAUUGAGUGUAAUAGCUGCUAGGGAAGGUUAUGGUGAUAUGGCAAUCUCUCAUUCUAUUGGAAGUAAUUUAUUCGACAUAUUACUUGGUCUGGGACUUCCGUGGUUUCUCAGCUCAGUUAUUGUUUCUGGACGACCUGUUGUCAUCCACAGUUCAGGAGUAAUAUACAUCACGGCCAUGUUGCUAGGCAACGUCGUCAUCACUGUGGUCUUAAUAAGAGCGAAUGGUUUCAUAUUGAAUAAGAAGUUGGGCUUUUUAUUGGUUGUCUUAUAUGUAGUCUUUUUGGUCUUGUCAAUCUUCUUUGAGAUGCAUUCAAUCUUAGGAAUGACAAUUCUGCCGCUGUGCACUUAAUCAUUACCAUUAACCUUUCCAGAAACAAUAUUAUCAAGACAUGUUGAUCAAUUUUAAUACAACAAAACAACCGAACAAUUAAGUAACUGUUCUGCCUGUUGAUGUAUUUCUCAUCCAUUUUAUGUCUUGACAUUCCGUUGUCAUGAAGGUCAUAAUGAGAUCCGUUGUCCUGUGUGAUUCUUAGAAUAAAUCAAAACAAUCACCUCACAGUGUCAUUGGGACACGAGUUGAGUAAAACUGUUGACUUAAUUCUUCAAAAUAAUCAUCGAAGUUAUAAUCAUCAAGUCAACCUAUGUAAUUGAUUUUUGUAGAGUGUAACAUUAUUUUAUAUUUCAACAAAUGUGUGUCUCAAUAUUGCCUUAUUGUCCAGUCUUAAAGUAAAUCUGUAUCUAUUAUGAAAAAUAAUAUGAUGUUUUUUCAAAUCCCCCGCGCAUCAUUAUUAUUCUGUCAAACAGUGACAAUGCACACUAUUCUGCAUCAUUAUUAACUUGAUAUGGUAAAACGCAUGACCCAAAAGCACUAGAACUUAUUUCAUAAAAAUCUGCUAAGCACAAAAACUGUUUUGCUGAGCAGACAGAUGUUAGCAUCUAAAAUACUUAUCAGUAGGCCUAUUGAGAUUGUGACUGGGUCCUUGGUUGGUGCUUACCAGACAUGUAAGAAGUAUGUUGUGCUUCGGGAUAUGCAGCUGUAUAUGGCAUUGGAGCCUGCUGUUGAGAACGUGAUUAAUACCUGGAUGGAUAACUCAUUGUCAUAACAACCAAGACGCAGAUACAAAUUAUUGUUGAUCUUGUUGAAUAUUAGUUUCACUGACAAAGUGAACUCGGCACCAUGAGUAUUAAUGAUAGUUCACUUUAAUUGAUGCUAGGCCUAUUUGUUUUAUCAUAUUUGUAUCAAUUCUUUAAAUCUAUUAUUGUAUUCAUUAUUUUAAAUAAUUAGGUGAAAGAAGGCUAAUUUUUUUUUUUUAAUUGAUCAAAAGCUCCUAUCUUUGAAUUAAUUUCUUUCAUCAAUGUACUAGUGACGUCCAGAUGGCCAACACAUUGCAACAAAAUGGAAGUAAACAAUAAUCUGCUUGGAAUUUGUUUUAAAAAUCAAUGAUAAUGUUAAUGUAUAAAUUACAUGCGCAAAUAAUUAUAAAACAUGGACAUUGAGU
This is a messenger RNA of Asterias rubens (European starfish), 3211 nucleotides long. RefSeq names its product sodium/potassium/calcium exchanger 3-like. The transcript is spliced from 9 exons. The record is from RefSeq and is a predicted model, not a curated record. Gene Ontology annotation, biological process: intracellular calcium ion homeostasis; calcium ion transmembrane transport. Gene Ontology annotation, cellular component: membrane. Gene Ontology annotation, molecular function: calcium, potassium:sodium antiporter activity; calcium channel activity. Bases 361 to 2061 code for a protein of 566 amino acids. Lineage: Eukaryota; Metazoa; Echinodermata; Asteroidea; Forcipulatida; Asteriidae.